Messenger RNA from Penicillium odoratum, 1413 nucleotides. RefSeq lists its product as uncharacterized. NCBI's taxonomy places the organism in Eukaryota, Fungi, Ascomycota, Eurotiomycetes, Eurotiales, Aspergillaceae. Bases 1 to 1413 code for a protein of 470 amino acids. The record is from RefSeq and is a predicted model, not a curated record. The transcript has 2 exons. Gene Ontology annotation, cellular component: membrane. Gene Ontology annotation, molecular function: glycosyltransferase activity.
AUGCUCACCUUCCCCGCCCGGUACUCGCGCUGGCUGCCUCUCCUUGCCGGGGCAGUCAUAAUAUUCCUAUUCCUGCACCUCCGACACUCCGGCCAGGGAUUGUAUACCCCAGUAAUAGUCACCGAACCAUCCACAACACCAUCCAAUCAAACAACUAACACCAACGCCAACACCAAUCUCGACAUCAAAUCCAACAUCACAGACUUCAACCCAGCUGACUCCAACCCCACAUCCGCCUCGUGCCGCCCACUCCCCGGCAUCGAAGACAUCCUCGUCAUCCUAAAAACCGGCAUAACAGAAGCCCAAGACAAAGUCCCCGUCCACAUCAAUACAACUCUCCGCUGCAUCCCAAACAAACUAAUAGUCUCCGACUACGAAGAAGAAAUAUCUGGCCUCCACACCCACGACGUCUUCCGCAACACAACAUACACCCUCCUCGAAAACCUAGACUUCGCUCUCUACAACCGCGCCAAGUACCAAGGCCGUGCAGGCCUCAGCUCCGAAGAUGUAACCAAAGUCGCCAACAGCGCCGCAGGAAUGAUCCAGAACCCAGGCUGGAAACUCGACAAAUGGAAAUUCCUCCCCAUGGCCGUCGAAGCACGAAACUCCAACCCAACCGCGAAAUGGUACGUCAUCCUCGAAGCAGACACCUACCCAAUCUGGCCUACCCUGGUAGCCUGGCUUGCGCAGCUUGAUCCAACCGAAAAGCUCUACCUGGGCAACCAGAUGCAGAUUGGGGAAGACGUAUUCGCGCACGGGGGGUCAGGCAUUAUACUUUCGAAUCCGGCGAUGCAUGCGCUUGCGGAUGAGUACCUGCUUCAUAUGGAUGAGUGGCAUGAGAAGACGAAUCGGCAUUGGGCUGGUGAUUGUAUUAUGGGAAUGGCGCUUAAGGCUAUUGGGAUCCAGCUUACGUGGGCGUGGCCUCAUGUUACGGGGCAUUCUGUUUGGGAACAGGAUGCGAUUAAUGAGGCUUUCGGGAAGGUUCAGUGGUGUUAUCCGCCUGUUACGUUUCAUCAUAUGACACCCGUGGAUAUUGGGCGGAUGUUCGAGUUUGAGAGCGAGUGGCAUGCGGAUGGAAAUCCUUCCUAUCCCUUGUAUAGUGAUGUGUUUCGUCUACUUGUCCGUCCAACUCUUGUUGAUGUGAGAGAGAACUGGGAGAACUCUGCUCCGCAGGAGGUCCUGAAAGAAGGCGAGGAUAAGACUCCGUUUACACAUUUUGAGUGUGCGGAGAUUUGUGCCCAAAAAGAAAGGUGCACGCAGUAUCGCUUUGACGAGGCUGGGACUUGUAAGGUCUCUGACUAUGGGCUUAGUGGCCGACCUUCACCGGGUGUUACUUCUGGGUCGAUGUUGUGGAGGAUCGAUGAAAAAGUGCGACUUUUGGGACAGUGUGAGAGUCCGAUGUGGAUAUUGUGA